AUGAGCAGUUAUAACAAAGCUUACCAGCAAAUUAACAUGCUUCAACAGACUACAGAAGAAAACUGGUCUUCCCGUCAUAUUCAAGCUUCAUCUGCUAAUUCAAGAAAACUGCUAAUUGAAACUAAAAACCAAGAAGUAGAAAAGUUGGUUUCAGUAAACGGAAUUAGAAAGAAAAAAAAAGAUAAGAUUGGUACUUAUCAUAAAGAUCGGUCUUUCCAUCACUGCUGCUGCUUCAAGGCUGAUUCAAGAAAG
Dentiscutata erythropus is the source of this 252-nucleotide messenger RNA. Lineage: Eukaryota; Fungi; Glomeromycota; Glomeromycetes; Diversisporales; Gigasporaceae. The record is from the annotation of a GenBank genome assembly.